UUAUCAGGAUGAGAGMUUCAGGCUCUGAGGAGCUCCUCCACAUCCAGAGGAACCAGUUGAGUCAUGUCCAGCUGUGAGGUGUUCUUGGGGGAGACUCAGGACUCUCUGACCUGCUGGAGACUCCAGAGCCGAGACUUUCUGCUGCUUCCUUCAUUUGCAGUUUGGGUUCCACCAUCAAACACAGGUGGAAACCUGUGAGGAACACUUUGAUGCUGAUCGUCACGGCUCUGAUCCAACAUGUCGUCCUGUUCGCCUGCUUUAAACUGACAUCUUUCAGAACCAGAACCAGUACCUGCCAACAUGCUCAUCUAAAUGAUAAACGGUACUGAACUGAUAGAGAGCUUUUCAAGUCCCUCCGGACCCCAAAGCUCUUCACACUAACAGACAUUCACCCAUUCACACACGUUCACACACUGAUGAUGGUAAGCUACACUGUAGCGUUUGAUCCAAAGAACAAACACUAAAGUUUAGCCUCUGCUCAUCCUGACUGAUGACGUAAUAAAGUCCAGCUGAUUGAGAUAGAGUCGCAGCGAUGGCCGCCGUCACCUCCUCAGAGAAGCACCAGCCGCUCCUGCAGCUCCAGGAGGUGGACUCCAGCCGUGUCGCCGCUCACAUCCUGUCCCCGGUCCUCAGCUCGUCCCCGGGUCUGUCCCAGGACACCAGCCAGCCCAUCUGCAUCCCGGCGCCGUACACGGACCUGGGCCACGACUUCUCGGCCCUGUCCUUCUACAGCCCCACCAUCUUCAGCUACGCUGGUCCCAGCAUGUCCGAGCGGCCCGCCGUCUGCCAGUCGCUCAGCGCCUCUCUGUUCUGGCCCGGUCCCGGGCACGUGGGGGGGUCCAUACCCCUGCACUGCCCCCAGACCCGAGGCCAGCAGCACCACCAGCCGGUUCAGGGUCCGUGGGACAGCGUCCUGAGCAGCAGUAAGAGUGCCAGGAGGAGCUCCCAGGAGAGCGAGGAGGCCGUGGUGUCGUCAGGAGGGAAGGCCGACCUCCAUUACUGCGCCGUGUGUCACGACUACGCCUCAGGCUAUCACUACGGGGUGUGGUCCUGUGAGGGCUGCAAGGCCUUCUUCAAGAGGAGCAUCCAAGGACACAAUGACUACAUCUGCCCGGCAACCAAUCAGUGCACCAUCGACAAAAACCGCCGCAAGAGCUGCCAGGCCUGCCGCCUCCGCAAAUGCUACGAAGUUGGCAUGACCAAAUGUGGCCUUCGUAAAGAGCGUGGGAACUACCGGAGCCCUCUGGCCAGGCGGGUGACCCGUCUGUCCUCACAGGGCAGGAUAAACAGACCAAAGAUGCUAACUGGACCAGCGGAGGCCUCGCUGAUGGAGCCGACCCCUCCGGUGAUGCCCCCGGAGCAGCUGAUCCAGAGAAUAAUGGAGGCGGAGCCACCGGAGAUCUACCUCAUGAAGGACAUGAAGAGGCCGCUGACCGAGGCAGACGUGAUGAUGUCACUCACCAACCUGGCCGACAAGGAGCUGGUCCACAUGAUCAGCUGGGCCAAGAAGAUUCCAGGCUUCAUGGAGCUCAGUCUCCUGGACCAGGUCCACCUGCUGGAGUGCUGCUGGCUGGAGGUGCUGAUGAUGGGACUGAUGUGGAGGUCCGUGGAGCAUCCAGGGAAACUGGUCUUCUCUCCUGACCUCAGCCUCAGCAGACAUGUGCCUCAGCUCGUCUGAGGGCAGCGAGGAGCUUCAGAGUCGCUCCAAACUGCUGCGUCUGCUGGACGCUGUGACCGACGCCCUGGUGUGGGCCAUCGCCAAGACUGGCCUGACCUUCCGCCAGCAGUACACUCGACUGGCCCACCUGCUGAUGCUGCUGUCGCACAUCCGCCACGUCAGCAACAAAGGCAUGGACCACCUGCACUGCAUGAAGAUGAAGAACGUGGUGCCUGUGUACGACCUGCUGCUGGAGAUGCUGGACGCUCACAUCAUGCACAGCUCUCGCCUGCCUCGCCGCCCCUCCAAGCCGGACCCCACGGAUCAGCCGGAGAGCAGCGCCGCAGGACCCUCCAGCACCUGGACUCCCAGCAGCGUGGCAGCAGGAUCUGCAGCCCAGAGCUCAGAUUAGACCUGUUAACGGAUGAGGAGGUCAGGCCUCAGGGUGGGACAGACUGAACCCUCAGAGGACCCUCAACAUCACUGAACUGUUCUGUAAACUUUACAUCUAAUACUCCUUCAUGCUUUAUUUACCUGUUAGACGUAGAUAUUUCUGCAGAAAAGACCACACUUUAUAUUUGACUUCAACAUUCAGACACUUCUGAGUCUUAUGGAGGUAAAUUUGUGUUUUUAUGAUUCAAUCAAACAAAAUAAUUUCAAUCAAAAUUAAUAUUUUCAACCAAA
Molecule: messenger RNA, 2341 nt
Organism: Austrofundulus limnaeus
Lineage: Eukaryota; Metazoa; Chordata; Actinopteri; Cyprinodontiformes; Rivulidae
Gene: esr2a
Product: estrogen receptor 2a
Biological process (GO): estrogen receptor signaling pathway; regulation of DNA-templated transcription; cellular response to estradiol stimulus
Cellular component (GO): nucleus
Molecular function (GO): nuclear estrogen receptor activity; sequence-specific DNA binding; zinc ion binding
Source: RefSeq, a predicted model, not a curated record